GCAUUGUGUCAUAAAAUUACACCCGCGGAAAGUCUCAAGAUUGGAAAUCCUUCAGUAAGAGAUUCAAAUGACCUCAAACAGUAGGACUAACUGUGCUGCUAUUCUAAAAGAUGUUGUUGCCUACGUUGACGUGUGGUCAUCAAGUAAAACAGAGAAUUACUCUAGACCAUUCAUCCAGCAGCUGCAGGAUAUGGGAGUUGAGGUGUCAAAAACCUUCAAUAAACAAGUCACCCACGUAGUCUUUAAAAAUGGCCAUCAAGCCACCUGGAAUAAAGCCAAGAAGACUGGUGUGAAACUUGUGUCUGUCCUUUGGGUGGCCAGAUGUAAAGAUGAUGGUGAACAUGUUAAUGAAGAGUUGUGUCCGGCAUUAAAUGAUGAAGUUAAUCCAGCACUCAAGAAAAGGAUGCAUCGUUGUAUGCAGCCAAGAGACACCCCUCAGAGGACCCCUGAGAAUGACAGGCGCUUGAAAAAAAAACUGGACAAGAUGAUCAAAGACCUAGUGCCAAAAUCUCCUCUUAUUACAGAUGUGUCCCCUUACAUUAUUGAUGAAGAGAACGGAAUAGUUUACAGUCCUUCUAUGAAAAGGUCUGAGUCCAUGGCACAGCGCCUGAAAGAAAUGAGAGAAAAAAGGGAAAACCUCUCCCCGACAGCUUCACAGAUAAAAUCUAGGUUAUCACCUGAGCUCAAGCCUCCUCUUGGGAAUACACCAUCCCGCUCCUUUUUGCAACAACUGUAUGAAGAACCGGAUGAGGAUUUUAAUGUAUCUGUUGGCUCAAAUAAGACAGAUGGAGAGAAGCAACAUUUUGACACCAUUGAAAUACAGCACAAGAAAGACUUUCAGAAACCUUCGAUGUCACCUUGCAGUGUUGUGCCGAGACAAAAGACAAGUCCGUUACCCAAUUCACCGGCUAAAGAAAAAGCAAAUAAACAAGACAAAAAUCCUAAAAGGACCUCAAUCAAAAGUAAUGGCAUCAAGAAACACAGGUCUUUAGAGAGUCCAUGCCUGGAUGACCUCCCGGAGGGUAGCAAGAGUGUGCAAUCAGUGUUUACGUUUGACAGUUUUGUAGAGGGAAAAAAUAGACGAUCAACCAGCAGAAGUAACAUGUCAAAAGUCACACCACCUGUUAGGAAAAGCAGAACACCACAGUCUCUUUCAGAAUGUAAGCCAACUGUUAAUCUGGACAUUUCUAGUCGCCAUUCUUCUACAAUUUUACCAGACAACCCCAAUGUGCCUAAUCAAACGUCCGUAAAGAUGACCACACUGAAAUUAAAAGUGAGCCAGCGGAGAAAAUCCUUGCUUCCUGCUUUGGCAAGAUCUUGCACUGUCUCAAAUGACUCUCAUGCCUCUUCCUGUGCAUAUGAUGAUGAUGGCGUAUUUGAGGACUUCUUCUCUCCAGCUAACAACCCGCGGAGACAACAAAGUCUCCUUUUGCCCCGCUUGCCCUCAGAGUCAAAUGUUCUUGUUCCCUUUGAACUGGAGCCUCAGCCUAGCCCUGGAAAGCGGAAGAGGGGCAAGAGUGAAACCACAGGGUCUGAGUCGGCCAGUGCCAAAAAGAGAAAACAUGGGGUGCCAAGUGUAAAAGAGUCCAGCAGUGUAAGCACCAUGUUGUCUCAACACGAGCACCCACACCAGGAUACAAAAGGACUUGCAUCCUCAGAGGACAAUAAUACAAAACAAACGGUGACUAAAAGAAGUGCACAAAGCACAUUGCCAUUCUCCAGAGUGCCUAAAGACUCCACCAAUGAACUGACUUGUGCCCCUGAGAAGCAGAUCGCGUCAACAGAUCCCACACAACUUUCAAAACCAAAUUUGGCAGCGGCCAAAAAAUCACUAGAUAAGCAAAACAGUUCAUAUCUCCUACCUCGGCACAAGGACAAUAAAGGGAAAAGUAGCCCACGUUUGGAAAUUGUAGGCAGAGGAACUGCAUAUGCUGCAACAGCUGGUGUCCCGGACACAAUUUCUGACAAUUUAAGCAAACAGAAAGGACAAGUCAAUGUGGUGGAGAAGAGCAUGGACAAAAAUACAAAGACUCUAAGGACGUUAGUUAUGACAAGCAUGCCCACCGAAAAGCAGCACACAGUGACCCAGGUGGUCAGAGCUCUGGGUGGGUUCUCAGUGGUGGCCCAGGUGUGUGAGAGCACUACCCACGUGGUGUCAGGGGGCCACCGGCGGACCCUCAACAUUCUCCUGGGCAUUGCCCGUGGCUGUUGGAUCCUCUCUUUUGAGUGGAUUUUGUGGUGUUUGGAGCAAAGACAAUGGAUUCCAGAAGAACCAUAUGAACUUUCAGAUCAGUUUCCAGCAGCAUCUGCACGUGGAGGCUGGAAGAGUGUGUCAUCGGAACUGCGAGCGGGACAUUCCAUUAACUGCAAAUGUUCUAAUCAGUUGUUUACUCCACUCCUGCCUCUAUGUAUUCCACGAGGAAUUCUUGUUUGUACACCCACAUGAAAAGCGUGACGGCAAACUGACAUUUUAUUUUACCGGCACAACAGCAAAGUUCCUCAUCCUGUCUUCCAAUUUUGAGAGUGAGACAGUGCAAGAUUGAGGUAUUACCUCGGCUCUCACAAAUUGUCUUUUCGUCAGUUGAUGUACAAUGAUUUCCUCUGUCUUCGACUCGGUGUACAUGGGGAAGUUCAAAGGAAGACCUUUUUCCUGUGUUAUUACGUAUAAUGCCAAUAUACCGACAAGCUGUAGUGUAUGAAAUUGACACAUCAGGAAAUAUUUCCUGUUUAAAGGGUAAUUUCAGGUGUUUGUUUAUUAGCAAUGUAUUAGGAAAAUGUAUACUUAUAUUUUGGAUAAGGCUUGUUAAUUGUUAUUAGUAGUGAUGUGCAUAUUACAUAGCUUACUUUUUCCUUUACAAUACCUCCAGAAUUCUGGAUGCGUUGAAUCAAGCUAAUUUUUACCAGUAGAGUCUCUUAACCUUUGCAGAGCUCCUAUAGAUUAGUUCCGCUGAUUUAAUGUUUGUUUUUACAUCAAUCAAUUAAGUAUUGCAAUUCUUUCAUUGAUGGAUAUUAAUGACAAAGUUCUAAUCCUUCCUGGGUAGUCAGUUUGGGACGAAUCCUAACCGCAAACACACGUUACUCUGACUUUUAUGCAGCAUAAAUCAUGCAUGUCAAUUGAUUCGAGAUUUUAGCACAGUUACGCAAAUGUAUCUCACGUAACAAAUCUGUCCUUGGGAGGAUAAAAGCCUGUGAGGCAGUAAAUGCUUAACGAACUGAAUGAAGGAUCAUUAUGGAGUCUAAAGACUAGAGAUUCACUAUUUGAACCACUUCAUUUCUAGGUAUUUAAACUCUUCCGGUGUGAUGGCAUCUUAUUAAAACAGUAGCCCAAUCACUUAAAAGCUAAAUUAUGUUCAGUGCCAAAUUCAAAGCAUCAAAGCCUACAUUAUUCUAAAUAAAGUGUUCUUAAGCAGUGACUCUGCUCUGAUAAAACGGCAAUGACAAAAGGUCUAGGGACCCCAAUGCUUAGUAGCAGCUGAGCUGGUGGAAUGAUUCAGGCCAGGGUCUGUUUCUUUUGGUUUUGAGCUGUGUGAUCAGGCAAUGAGUUGUGCUUGUCUUGUCAGAGCACUAUAGACCUCAUCAUUAAUCAA
Oncorhynchus masou masou (cherry salmon) is the source of this 3587-nucleotide messenger RNA. RefSeq names its product microcephalin-like. The record is from RefSeq and is a predicted model, not a curated record. Lineage: Eukaryota; Metazoa; Chordata; Actinopteri; Salmoniformes; Salmonidae. The coding region runs from base 68 to 2446 and encodes 792 amino acids. Gene Ontology annotation, molecular function: zinc ion binding; DNA binding; ubiquitin-protein transferase activity. Gene Ontology annotation, cellular component: nucleus. Gene Ontology annotation, biological process: DNA repair; mitotic cell cycle. The transcript is spliced from 14 exons.